Molecule: messenger RNA, 1870 nt
Organism: Sesamum indicum (sesame)
Lineage: Eukaryota; Viridiplantae; Streptophyta; Magnoliopsida; Lamiales; Pedaliaceae
Product: berberine bridge enzyme-like 18
Molecular function (GO): FAD binding; oxidoreductase activity
Source: RefSeq, a predicted model, not a curated record
UCAAUAAUGCAACAAAAACUAGAAUAAUCAAGCAAACAAAUGGGAUCUCCGGUUAUUACAUUUCUGCUGCUAUUCUUUGCAAACCUUUUGGUCUUGGGAGCUUCUUCAGCUCAGGAUCACAACCAACAUUUUCUUCAAUGUCUAACCGAUCAAUUUGAACGCUCAAAUUCAGACCCGUCCAACGUUGUUAACUCUCCCAAAAAUGCAUCAUAUGCAUCCCUUUUGCAAGCACAAAAUCUUCGCCCGGAAUCAACCUCCCCCCUGAGACCCCUUCUCAUCAUCACCCCGUUUCAUGAACAUGAAAUUCAAGCAGUAAUUUACUGCUCCAAGAAACUCGGUACGCAGAUCAGAGUCCGAAGUGGUGGGCAUGACUAUGAAGGACUUUCCUACACUUCUGAGAUCCCUUUCAUCAUCUUAGACAUGAGGAAUUUCCGAUCGAUAUCAGUAAACACUAAAGAUAAAACUGCAUGGGUUGAAGUAGGCACCACUCUUGGGCAAUUGUACUAUACAAUUGCUCGACAUAGUAGGACUCUUGCUUUCACUGCAGGCGUUUGCCCAACCGUGGGCAUUGGAGGCCAUAUCUCUGGCGGUGGAUACGGCAUGAUGUCCCGCAAGCACUCCAUUGCUGCCGAUCACAUCAUUGAUGCCAAAGUAAUGAAUGCUGAUGGCCAUAUUGUGGACCGGAGGUCUAUGGGAGAGGAUCUAUUCUGGGCCAUUCGAGGAGGCGGGGGUACUAGUUUCGGCGUAGUACUAGCAUUUAAGUUGGAGCUAAUCACUGUUCCCAAAACGGUAACUGUUUUCAACGUCUCCAGAACGCUGGAACAAAAUGCAACACACCUCGUGCACAGGUGGCAAUAUAUUGCUGAUAAGAUUGAUGACAAUCUUUUGCUCAGGCUUUUCUUGAGAAGUAUCAGGUCCCCGGUACAUGGAAACAGGACGAUACAAGCUUCUUUCACUUCUUUGUAUCUUGGUCGAGUUCACGAUUUGCUACCAAUCAUGCAAGAGAAAUUUCCAGAACUUGGGUUGGUGGAAGAAGAUUGUAUUGAAAUGAGUUGGAUAGAGUCCAUACUCUAUUUUGCAGGUCUAAGAAACGAAUCCCUUGACAUUUUGUUGAGCAGAACUCCGGCGGGCAUAUUUGGUAGUAAUUAUUUCAAAGGCAAAUCUGACUACGUGAGACAACCCAUACCUGUGAGUGGACUAAGAGGAAUAUGGAGAUUUCUGCAUGAAGAAGCUGAAAAUAGGGCUGAAUUGCAGUUCAGUCCAUAUGGAGGGGCACUCAGUACUUACUCAGAAUUUGAAACUCCUUUUGCACAUAGAGCAGGCAAUAUAUUCAUGAUCCAUUAUGGGGUUUCCUGGACCAGACCAGGAAACAGUGAAUUAGAAAGGCACAUGAACUGGAUUAGGAGACUUUACAGCUAUAUGGCCCGUUACGUAUCGAAAAAUCCUAGAGCGGCUUAUUUCAAUUACAGGGAUCUUGACUUAGGAAUGAAUAACGAAGGAAACACAAGCUACGCACAAGCCAGUGUUUGGGGGCUCAAAUACUUCGGGAACAACUUCAAUCGAUUGGUUCGUGUGAAAACUAAAGUCGAUCCCUCCAACUUUUUCAGAAAUGAGCAAAGCGUUCCGCCUCUAUAUUCAUGAUGGAAGAAAGAUAUUCAUCGUUGGUCAUCAUAAGACCUAAUUUACAUAAUUAAUGAAUAAGUUUGUUCCCUCGUAAAAUGGUCUGAAUUAAGUAUUGAAUUAAUUAAUAAAUAAAACAACCACAUAUGGUUGAUCAUAUUUAGAAUUUAGUGGUGGUCUUGUCAUGUUUGUUGUAUAUAUGAAUUUUUAUAGUACCAUUAUUAAUAUUAUUUUGAUUGUUGUUAUUUUU